This is a messenger RNA of Pediculus humanus corporis (human body louse), 354 nucleotides long. RefSeq lists its product as uncharacterized. The coding region runs from base 1 to 354 and encodes 117 amino acids. The record is from RefSeq and is a predicted model, not a curated record. The transcript is spliced from 4 exons. Gene Ontology annotation, biological process: proteasome assembly. Lineage: Eukaryota; Metazoa; Arthropoda; Insecta; Psocodea; Pediculidae.
AUGUAUUUAUGCUUUUUUCAGUCUUUAGGAUUACCUUUUGGUAAAACAAAAAAACCUGAUCAUUUCCGUUUUGAUGAUAAUGGUUAUGGAAUAACAUCAACACUACAAUCUGGAUGGAAUUCUGCUAGAGUACAAUUGCAGUCUAAUCAUCCACUUGAAAGCAGACCGGCUGGACCUUUAAUUCAAGCCAUGGAACUUAAGGCUGCCAGACAGGUACGUAGUCUCGAUUGUUUUAUUUCAAACUUUCAAUUAGAUGUUUUAACUGGUCGUGAUAUGGAAAUGGAUUUUGAUGAUUUCUUAAAUACUGAAGAAUUUAAAGAAGUACAAGCUCAACCACAUAUUGUUUCGAUAUAA